Molecule: messenger RNA, 4166 nt
Organism: Octodon degus (degu)
Lineage: Eukaryota; Metazoa; Chordata; Mammalia; Rodentia; Octodontidae
Gene: Slc9a7
Product: solute carrier family 9 member A7
Exons: 16
Coding region: 126-2249 (707 amino acids)
Biological process (GO): proton transmembrane transport; regulation of pH; sodium ion transport
Cellular component (GO): recycling endosome; membrane
Molecular function (GO): sodium:proton antiporter activity
Source: RefSeq, a predicted model, not a curated record
GGCGCGAGCGGGAGGAGGAGCUGCGGCGCCGCGGCCCCUAGAGCAGGUCGGCGGCGCAGCGGGGAUCCGCCGACGGCGCGGGCUGCUGCUCCACGAGCGGACGAGGCACGGGCGGCCCAGGGACCAUGGAGCCCGGUGACGCGGUGCGCCCUGGUCCGUGGCGGGCUGUCCGGGCGCUGCCGCCGCGGAUGCUACUCCUACCGUUGCUCCCGUUGCUGCUGAGUAGGGGUCUGCGUGCAGGGGCCGCGGCCUCCUCUGCUGGGGCGGCGGCUGAGGACAGUAGCGCCAUGGAGGAGCUUGCAACUGAGAAGGAGGCUGAGGAGAGCCACCGGCAGGACAGCGUGAGCCUGCUCACCUUCAUCCUGCUACUAACCCUCACCAUCCUCACCAUCUGGCUCUUCAAGCACCGCCGGGUGCGCUUCCUGCACGAGACUGGACUGGCCAUGAUCUACGGGCUCAUCGUUGGGGUGAUCUUGAGAUAUGGCACUCCUGCUACCAGUGGCCGUGACAAGUCCCUCAGCUGUACUCAGGAAGACAGGGCCUUCAACACCUUAUUAGUGAAUGUCAGUGGGAAGUUCUUUGAAUACACUCUGAAAGGAGAAAUCAGCCCUGGCAAGGUCAGCAGUGUAGAACAGAAUGACAUGCUGCGGAAGGUUACAUUUGACCCAGAGGUGUUUUUCAACAUUUUGUUGCCUCCAAUUAUUUUCCAUGCUGGAUACAGUUUAAAGAAGAGACACUUUUUCAGAAAUCUUGGAUCUAUUCUGGCCUAUGCCUUCUUGGGGACUGCCGUUUCUUGCUUCAUUAUUGGAAAUCUCAUGUAUGGUGUGGUGAAGCUCAUGAAGAUUGUGGGGCAGCUCUCUGAUAAAUUUUAUUACACAGAUUGUCUCUUUUUUGGAGCAAUUAUCUCUGCUACUGACCCAGUGACUGUGCUGGCAAUAUUUAACGAACUGCAUGCAGAUGUGGACCUUUAUGCUCUUCUGUUUGGAGAGAGUGUCCUCAAUGAUGCUGUUGCCAUUGUCCUGUCCUCAUCUAUUGUUGCCUACCAGCCAGCAGGGUUGAACACUCAUGCCUUUGAUGCUGCUGCCUUUUUUAAGUCAGUUGGCAUUUUUCUAGGUAUAUUUAGUGGCUCUUUUACAAUGGGAGCUGUGACUGGUGUUGUGACUGCUCUGGUGACCAAGUUUACCAAGCUGCACUGCUUUCCCCUGCUAGAGACUGCACUCUUCUUCCUGAUGUCCUGGAGCACAUUUCUCUUGGCAGAAGCUUGUGGAUUUACAGGUGUUGUAGCUGUCCUCUUCUGUGGAAUCACACAAGCUCACUAUACCUACAACAAUCUGUCAGUGGAAUCAAGAAGUCGCACCAAACAGCUGUUUGAGGUGUUGCACUUCCUGGCCGAGAACUUCAUCUUCUCCUACAUGGGCCUGGCACUGUUCACCUUCCAGAAGCAUGUUUUCAGCCCCGUGUUCAUCAUUGGCGCUUUUGUUGCCAUCUUCCUGGGCAGAGCUGCGCAUAUCUACCCACUUUCCUUUUUCCUCAACUUGGGCCGAAGGCAUAAGAUUGGCUGGAAUUUUCAACACAUGAUGAUGUUUUCAGGCCUCCGAGGGGCAAUGGCAUUUGCACUGGCCAUCCGGGACACAGCAUCUUACGCUCGCCAGAUGAUGUUCACAACCACCCUCCUCAUCGUCUUCUUCACUGUCUGGAUCAUUGGUGGAGGCACAACACCUAUGUUGUCAUGGCUUAAUAUAAGAGUUGGUGUUGACCCAGAUCAAGACCCACCGCCUAACAAUGACAGCUUUCAAGUCUUACAAGGGGAUGGCCCAGAUUCUGUUGGAGGAAACCGGACAAAGCAGGAAAGUGCAUGGAUAUUCAGGCUGUGGUACAGCUUUGACCACAAUUACUUGAAGCCCAUUCUCACACACAGUGGUCCCCCGCUCACCACUACUCUCCCUGCCUGGUGUGGCUUGCUGGCUCGAUGUCUGACUAGUCCCCAAGUGUAUGAUAACCAAGAACCACUGAGAGAGGAAGACUCUGAUUUCAUCUUGACUGAGGGUGAUCUCACCUUGACCUACGGAGACAGCACAGUGACUGCGAAUGGCUCCUCAGGUUCCCACACAGCCUCCACGAGUCUUGAGGGUGCUCGGAGAACAAAGAGCAGCUCUGAGGAAGUGCUGGAGCGAGACUUGGGGAUGGGAGACCAGAAGGUUUCAAGCCGGGGCACCCCUCUCGUGUUCCCACUGCAGGAAAAUGCAUGACUUUCCCAUAGCCCCAGAAGCAAUGGGGUCAGCCUUGAGGGGGAGUGGUUGAGGAUGGCUGCAACCCCAGUGUUUGAGGUGGGGCAUUGACUGGAUUGAAGUAAUGCUUCUAUUUUAUCAGGGUCUGAAGCUAUCUUAACACUGAAAAUUUAACCCAAGUUGCAGACAGUGAAGAUAAAGUGUCACUAAGAUUAAGACAAAUAUUCCCACUUUUUCACAUAGUGUGCUGUUUUGGAAUUAAGCAAACAAAAACAUAGCAUGCUUUAAUGGUCUUUUAAUUCAUCAACCUGCAACAUCUGUCAAAGAUGGGGCGGGUAUUGGGAUUCUUACCAGGACAGGCUUCAGCCCCCUACUCAGCAGUGCUGUCUGUCUGGCUGGAGGGAUAUCAGGUGAGGGGAGAGCAUGCUGUAAAAAAGACCAUGAAGGAAGGCAGUUAAGGCUGGAUCUCCAAGAAUUAUGCAAUGCUAGAAAAAGCUGUUUGAGUGGAGACUGGCAGUAAAGGCUAUGGGACCACAUCCUUCUAUCAGGACUCCUGACUCUCUGCUAUCUGUGUUUUUUUAGGCUAAAGAAUAGAAAAUUUAUCUGUGAACAUUUUUCAGUAUGGGGGGAAGAAGUACAGUUCUUUCUCUAGAAAUCUCCAUAAGGAAGAAGUUAUGAAAUAUUUAAAACCAAAGGCAAAUAGUGUUAUAUUGUUGUUUUGAAGAUUAAUCUGAGGCUAGGAGAUAUUUAGAAACUGAUAAUAUUGCUACAGAAAUCAUUCAACUUUCGAGGGCUAGCAUGUGAGCUUGGGAAAUGAUUAGUAGCACUGAGUUACCUACUGUGAGGGAACAGUUGACACCAACAUUUGUAAGAUGAUUCUAUCUAGGGAAGGAAGGAAGCAAGAAACUGAAGAAGCAAUAGGCUAGUAGUAAGAGGUGAAAAAGUCUGAAAAAAAUCACCCGUAAAGAAAAACGAUAUUGUAGUCUCAAGACUGGGUUAGAUUCCAAACUUUGAGCUGUUGUGUGCAUGUGGUUUCAGUGACUACACAAGAAAUUGGAGGCAAGGCAAUGGAUGGUUAAGCAUUAUUUGACCCAGUAGAAAGUUAUGUCUUCAGUCAGAUUAAGCAUCCACCUUUUUUGAUACCAGGUGCCACACAGAGCAAAGUCAUAUUUUGGACUCUCACACCACCUUAAUGUGUAGAUGUGGUUUGAAAUUUAGGUUUUUAGUUAGCAUUCUUUCUGGGAGUGUUACUCUAUUUGCCCACACCUGUAAGAAUGCUUGGGAAACAUUUGGGGCCUCCUUCCCCCCAUCUCUGUGCUUCAGCACUAGCAUUUUUGGAAAACCAGUUUCUUUACAAAAAUGCUUUCAUAACAAUGCUGGCAUUUUGCUCCUUAUGGCAGAUGAAGUAGUGUCCCAGUCUAGCACACCCAUAAUGAAAUUAGGCAUUUGACCUUCUUAAUGCACAUUUUUUGAUGGUUAGUUUUUCCCCUUAGAGACAGGGCCUUGCUGUAUUGCCUAGGUUGCUCCAGGUCCCCUGGGCUCAAGCAAUCCUCUUGCCUCAGACUCCUGUUUAAACGAGGACUGCAAGUAUGUCAUAUUAUUCCUGGGUAACUAUUAUUUUUUAAAAUAAUCUCUCGCUUUACAGCUUUCUGUGUUUGAAUUGGUAGUUUGCACAAAUAAAAAAUUUAAUGACAUUGAGCCAUGUGAAAUUGCUUAUAUUCAACUAUUUUUAAAACUCAGAAAUGGCAGUUUCAUAUACAUAAAUAUAUGUUUGAAUGAAUCUUAUUGCCUUUUUCCUUUCUACUUACAGUAAAGUCCAUUUUUUAAAUUUUAUGGGCCUCAAUGAGCUUUGUAGGUUUGAAUGAACCUAAACAACUGGCCGGGUGUGGUGGUGCAUGCCUGUAAUUACAGCACUUGGGAGGCUAAAGCAGAAGGAUC